UUUUCUUGCACACACACACUUCUUCAGACUGACCCAAAUCCAGCAGGCAGGAUGCUUGUGGACGUGGUGUGGUUGACGGCAACAUUGCUCUCCUUUCCAUUGCUCACACUAUGUGAACCACUGUUCAUCAUGUCAACUUCCCAGAUUCUGAAAAUGGAAACAGAACAGAAGGUGUUUGUAGAGGUGCAAGACUAUGGAGGCAGUGACACUUUAAGCAUCAAUAUAAAUGUAAUGAACUUCCCUAGUAAACAAUCUAGCCUCGUCAGUAAAUCCAUCGAUCUAAAUCUGAACAACAAAUAUCAAGCUAAUGUUGAUAUAAAGAUUCCUUUUAUAAACACUGUGUUUAAAGCCGACUCUGAGGAACAACAGUAUGUUUAUUUGAGAGCAGUUUGGGGUAGCCAAACAUUGGAGAAGAUUGUUAUGGUCUCAUUCCAGCCUGGGUAUUUGUUCCUUCAGACAGAUAAGACGAUAUAUACUCCAGAUACCGAUGUUAAAUACAGAAUAUUUUCUAUGAACUCAUUCAUGAAGCCUAUGGACAAUACUGUAGUUGUGAAAGUAUCAACUCCGGAAGGGAUUAUUGUUGAACAAAAAUCAAUCAGUGUAAAAAAGGGAGUAGUCACUGAUAUUUUUAAACUGGGAAAUCCCGUCAGAAAUGGAAUCUGGAAAAUAGCAGCACACUUUAAGGAGAAUUCUUAUAAGAAUUUUACAGCAGAGUUCGAGGUCAAAGAAUACAGACUGCCCAGUUUUGAUGUGAGUUUGACAACUGACAAAUCUUUCUUCUAUGCUGAUGAUGAAAGUUUUUCUGUCCAGAUCAAGGCAAAGUAUCUGUUUGGUGAAAAUGUUGAAGGUAGUGCUUUUGUUGUGUUCGGAGUGUUUCAAGGAAAUGAAAAAAAAAGUAUUCAAAGCUCUCUGGACAGGGUUGAUAUCAAGAAAGGAGAAGGUAGAGCAAAUCUAACCAGACAACAGAUCAUUCAAACCUUUCCAGACAUACUUAAACUGGUUGGAGAAACACUGUACAUAUCUGUCAGUGUGCUCACAAAUACUGGCAGUGAGAUGGUGGAAGCUGAGAGGAGGGGUAUACAUAUAGUCACAUCGCCAUUCACCAUCCAGUUCACCAAAACCCCCAGAUAUUUCAAACCUGGAAUGCCGUUCAAUUUUAAGGUGUACGUGACAAACCCUGAUGGGACACCAGCAGAAAACAUCAACUUGCUGGUGUCUCACGAAGACAAAGCUGGAAAAACGGAUUUAAACGGCUUAGCUUCGUUCCACUUAAACACCAAACCCUCAGAUACUGAGCUGAAGAUCAAAGUAGAAACGAACGAGGAGAGCCUUAAAGGCAGGGUGGGAAGUCAAGCAGUUAACACAUUCACAGCCUACACCUACAAAUCCAGCUCCAAAAACUACCUGCACAUCACCUUAACUACACCAGUGAUAAAUGUCGACAGUCCAAGCAGUUUCACGCUAAAUAUACAGACGCCUUCAGAAGAUAAAAUUCAAGAUAUUACUUACAUGAUCUUAAGUAAAGGGCAGAUUGUGCACACUUCGAAGAUAAAGAGAGAAAAAAAUAAUGUGAUAACUGAAAAUAUAGUUAUCACCAGACAAAUGCUUCCUUCAUUCCGACUGCUGGCGUAUUACCAUGUAGGAACUACAGAGGUUGUUGCUGACUCCAUUUUGGUUGAUGUGAAGGACACAUGUAACGAACAGGUUCAUCUGAAUAUACAAGAUCCUCAACCAGUGUAUUUACCUGCUGAUCAAAUCAAUUUACAAGUUACUGCUGCUCCUAGUGCAAGUGUUUAUCUGGUUGCUGUGGAUAAAGGCGUCUACGUUCUCAAUAACAAGAACAGAAUCACUCAGACCAAAAUCUGGGACAUUGUAGAACAGCAUGACAUCGGCUGUACAGCUGGAAGUGGGAAAGAUGCUAUGGGUGUUUUCUAUGAUGCAGGCCUGCUGUUCAUAACACAGACCGCAGGAAGCACUGCCGAGCGAAGAGUCACCACCUGUGCACCUGACUCGAAAAGAAAGCGGCGUGCCAUCACCAAAUCGGAGCUCAUAAGCACUUUAGUGAGCAAGUACAAUGAUAAGCUAAAGAAGUGUUGCAGGGACGGAUUGGUGGAAAACCUUCUGGGUUAUACAUGCGGGCGAAGAGCUGAAUACAUCGAGGGUGAAGUUGAAUGCCGCCAAGCCUUCUUGCAUUGUUGCCAGAGACUUGCUGAUGUAAGAAAAGCAGCUGUGCAGGAGGAACUGCACUUUGCCAGAAGUGAAGAGAAAGAGGCAAAUGAGAUGUCUGAUGAAAUUACAUCACGUUCAGUCUUCCCUGAAAUCUGGAUGUGGGACAAAGAGGAUAUUCCCAGUGGUACUAAUGUGAAAAUUCGAGAUGUUACCCUACCAGAAUCCAUCACCACCUGGGUGCUCACUGCUGUCAGUAUUUCACAGGAAGGUAUUUGUGUGGCAAAUCCAUUUGAGCUGAUAGUUAAGAAGAACUUCUUUAUUGAUCUGAAAUUACCGUACUCUACCUCAGUCAACGAACAAAUAGAGAUCAAAGUGGUUAUCCAUAACUUAAACAACAAGCCCAUGAAAAAGGUCUAUGUGGAGCUGAAGGAGACAGAAGAUAUAUGCAGCAUGGCCAGCUUUAAGGAGAAGUAUCGCACAACUGUCAGCGUUGAUAAACAAUCGUCCAAUGCGGUUUCUUUUGUCAUUAUUCCUCUUAAGGCAGGAAACCACAAAAUCGAGGUGAAGGCCUUUGAUCUAGUAUCACAAGUGACAGACGGAGUGGCGAAAGAUUUAAAAGUAGUGACUCAGGGCAUUUUGACGUAUACAGGAGAGGUCACUUUAAUAUUAGAGCCUGACAAGCACGGAGGACGGCAGCGAUCGGAUAUUAGUAGGCCAUUCCUGAAGAACCAAAUGCCAGACACAGAUGCUCACACCUACAUAGCUGUUAGAGGCAGGCCUUUGUCGCAGAUGAUUGAGGAAGCAAUCAGUGGUAGAGGUCUAGAAACCCUUAUUAAACAGCCAUCAGGCUGUGGAGAGCAAAACCUGAUGGCCAUGGUCCUGCCUCUAAUCGCAACACAUUACCUGGACAAAACCAACCAGUGGAGUGAUGUGGGGGUGGACAAACGUGUCGAAGCGCUCGGUUACAUCAGUACAGGCAUUCAGACGGAGCUUACAUAUCAACAGGACGAUCAUUCCUUUGGCAUGUGGCCAGUCUCAAAAGGCAGCACAUGGCUAACUGCGUACGUGGUGAAAAUGUUCAGUCUGGCGGAUGAAUUGGUCACCGUAAACCAUAAAGUCAUUUGUGAUGCUGCCGAGUGGCUGGUUACUAAAACAAAGUCUCCUGAAGGGAUGUUCACUGAAGUGUCCAGCAUUGGCUCCAGCUCUAUGGGCGGCAAAAGUUCCGGUCUAACCAUGACUGCAUUUGUACUGAUGGCAUUACAGGAAGCGAGUCGACUUUGUGAAAACAACGUACCUAAUUACCAACAGCACCUGCGCAGUGCAGCAAACUACAUUGCAAGGAACAUUGAUUCGACAACGGACACAUAUGCUGUGGCCAUGGCUUCCUAUGCUCUGGCAAGAGAUGGCCAGCUGGAUACCGACCAUUUGUUUAGAUUUGCUUCAUCCGACCGGAGCAACUGGCCUGUAAAAGAGGGUUAUUUUUUCACCCUGGAAGCAACCGGAUAUGCUCUCCUGGCCCUGCUGGAGACUCGAGAUUAUGAGAAGGCCAAACCCAUUGCAGAUUGGCUGAGGAGGAAUCAAGCAUUAGGAAGCGGAUAUCGCUCCACCCAGGCUACCGCCGUGGUGUUUCAAGCUGUAGCUAAGUACAUGACUGACAAACCUAAAACCAAAGAGGGGACCAUGACCGUCAUUGUCAGUUCCACUGCAAGAAGUACAGCGUUUAAAGGCUCAUUCUCCAAAACUGAUAAAAAUCUACAACGCUCAGACAAGUUCUUGGCAAAUGGAGAUCUAACAGUAACAGCGUCUGGCCAAGGGGAAGGCUCCAUAUCGGUUGCCACUUUGUAUUACACCAAACCUGGUGAAAAUUAUACAAAGUGUAACAAAUUUGAUCUGGAGGUUAAAAUGACCAGAGACAAAACAGCUUCCUACCCCGGUGCCCUUGCAAGUUAUACACUCACCAUAGAGACUAGGUUCCUGCAUGAAACAAAAGAGGCUGCUAUGACUAUCCUGGACAUCAGCCUGCUGACAGGAUUUGUAGCAGACAAAGAUGACCUGAAAAAGCUGAUGGGUGUGGACAAGUACAUUAAUGAUUUUGAGCUGAACAGCCAGCUUUCAGAAAAAGCAUCCGUCAUCAUCUACCUGAAAAAGGUCUCAAAUAAAGUGAAAGAGAAGAUUGCUUUCAAAAUUCACAUGAUGCUGAAGGUUGGUGUCAGUCAGCCUGCUGCAGUGUCUGUGUAUGAGUAUUACAACAUAGAGAACCACUGUGUGAAGUUUUAUGACCCGCACAUGUCUCAGUCAAGCGGCUCCCUCUACCUCAUCUGUCCUAAAGAAGUGUGCAGCUGUGCUGAGGCAAAUUGUCCUCAGCUGAAGGGGCCUGCAGUCCCAGAUGAAAAGUUACGCAUUAAAGAAGCCUGCCACAACAAGGACUUCAUUUAUAAGGCAACUCUGGAAGUGGUGACAAGAGAACGCUCAUCAGACAUCUAUACCUUCACCAUAGUACGAGUUAUUAAAGAAGGGACCGAUAAGAACGUGCUGAAUGAUCCUCGAGACUUUUACAUUCACAUUGCCUGCAAAGACAAGCUUGGGUUGAAGGAAGGCAAGGACUAUCUCAUCAUGGGUCCUGAGCCAAAGAAAAUACAAGACAGUUGGCACUACACGAUCAGAACGAGCAGUUGGUUGGAGUACUGGCCCACGCAGGAGGAGAGUCAAGAUAACAAGAACAAUGAUGGGCUUAGAUACAUCGGACUGAGCAGCUUAAGCAACCUCCUGGAAAAUGAGGGAUGCACCACUUAAACUUCUCAAUGUGAAAAUACAGCUCAUAUCACGGCUUAUAUACCGCUGGCCACUGGCUACAGCUUUAUUCUACAUCUGUUUUUUUUAUAAAAUUAUCUGAUUUGAUCAUGAAAGAAUGAAGUCAAAUUCUGUGAUGAAGCAGACAUCAACUUUGAUCAUCAAAUCAACCAAAAGAUGCACUAAAAACAGAAAUGAAUGAGAUGAUAAAUACAUGCAUAAAUAAAGUUCAAGCAAUGAA
Molecule: messenger RNA, 5200 nt
Organism: Silurus meridionalis
Lineage: Eukaryota; Metazoa; Chordata; Actinopteri; Siluriformes; Siluridae
Product: complement C3-like
Exons: 41
Coding region: 52-4962 (1636 amino acids)
Cellular component (GO): extracellular region
Molecular function (GO): endopeptidase inhibitor activity; protein binding
Source: RefSeq, a predicted model, not a curated record